This is a messenger RNA of Beta vulgaris subsp. vulgaris (sugar beet), 1257 nucleotides long. Its product is annotated as agamous-like MADS-box protein AGL62. Lineage: Eukaryota; Viridiplantae; Streptophyta; Magnoliopsida; Caryophyllales; Amaranthaceae. The coding region runs from base 79 to 1257 and encodes 392 amino acids. Gene Ontology annotation, biological process: positive regulation of transcription by RNA polymerase II. The transcript has a single exon. The record is from RefSeq and is a predicted model, not a curated record. Gene Ontology annotation, molecular function: RNA polymerase II cis-regulatory region sequence-specific DNA binding; DNA-binding transcription factor activity, RNA polymerase II-specific; protein dimerization activity.
AAACCCAUUAUUAGCAAACACUUUUAGAUACAAAUCACUCUUAUUUUUCUCAAAAGGUGAAGAAUUUCCUAGUUCACCAUGGCUAACAUUGAGAGGAAGAAUAAGGGAAGGCAAAGAGUAGCCAUGGUGCGUAUGGAAAAAGAAAGUAACCGUUUAGUUACCUUCUCAAAACGUCGUGCUGGCUUGUUUAAGAAAACUAGUGAACUUUGCACCUUAUGUGGUGCAGAAGCUGCAGUUAUUGUUUUUUCCCCUGGAAGAAAAGCCUUUUCUUUUGGCCAUCCUUCUGUUGAUGCCACCAUCAACCGUUUUAUACUUUCUGAUGAUCAAUUGAACCGCGAUAACCUCAAUGGCCAGCCAUCUGAAACUCCUAAAAACCUGAAUGUCAUAGGUCGCAACUUGGAACUUACCAUCGUUAACAAUCAACUGGAGUUUGAGAAGAUGCGAUAUGAAGAACUCAUCAAUGGAAGAAAGCUAAGGGAAGAAGAUUACAAGUGGUUGAAGUUAGUUGAUGAAUGUGGCAUACAAGACCUUAAAAGGCUUCUAGAGUCACUAACUGGGAUGAGGAGCAAUCUGUACCAAAUGUAUGACCAAGUUGUAGUUGAAGUUAAUAAUACUAGGAAUAUUUUAGAAUCUACUUAUAAUUUACCACCAGAUAUGAUGGGAAGAGAUAACGGUAUCUCAACUGUCUUUGGUGGCCAUCCUCAUCAAAUGAUGAUGGCUGGAAGUUCUAGUAAUUUUGACCAUUCUCAGAUGAUGAUGAUUCAAGCUCCCAUGAGUGAGUUUGGAGAUCCGUCUUUGACAAUGGGGUCGAAUGGCAUAGCCAUGGAGCAUCUUCUUGAUGCAAAUGCGAAUGCGAAUGCGAAUGCGAAUGCGAAUGCGAAUGCUAAUGCUAAUGCUAAUGCUAAUGCUAAUGGUAAUGGUAAUGGUAAUGCUAAUGCUAAUGCUAAUGCUAAUGCUAAUGCUAAUGCUAAUGCUAAUGCUUUAUCUAUGCCAAAUCCCAUGGGAUUAGCGUUUCCUGAUCCAAACUUAAUGCCAUCUUUCCAAGGGGGAAAUAAUCCUGUAGGAGGCAGUCAAUUUGAUGGGCUUCCUCCUUUGCCUUCAUUCAAUGCUCAGCCUAUGAAUCCUAUGAAUCCUAUGUCAGGUAAUUUCCAGAAUUUCCCUUCAAUGCUACCGGGGGCGGAUGUCAUGGAUGCUCCAACUGUUCCCUUCAAUCCUCCAAAUGGAUUUGUAUUUGGUAAUGGUAAUGAAUUUAACUAG